Silurus meridionalis is the source of this 4024-nucleotide messenger RNA. It is a transcript of the gene ppig, whose product is annotated as peptidylprolyl isomerase G (cyclophilin G). The transcript is spliced from 13 exons. The record is from RefSeq and is a predicted model, not a curated record. Gene Ontology annotation, cellular component: nucleus. Gene Ontology annotation, biological process: protein peptidyl-prolyl isomerization. Gene Ontology annotation, molecular function: peptidyl-prolyl cis-trans isomerase activity. NCBI's taxonomy places the organism in Eukaryota, Metazoa, Chordata, Actinopteri, Siluriformes, Siluridae. The coding region runs from base 137 to 2296 and encodes 719 amino acids.
CCAUAAUGCACCGCUGCCACAGAGAGCGCCAUCUUUGUAACGCUGUGCUGGAUAUCACAAGCUUUCCAUUUGUUUGUGUGUUGUUUUUUUUUAUUUUUAAAACAAUAAUACAUCUAACCUUCGGUUUCGCAUAACAAUGGGGGUGAAGGUGCAACGUCCUCGCUGCUUUUUUGACAUCGGCAUCGGAAACACUCUCGUCGGCCGCGUCGUGUUCGAGCUUUUCUCUGAUGCGUGUCCCAAGACGUGCGAAAACUUCCGCUGUCUCUGCACAGGAGAGAAGGGGAUUGGGAAGACGACACAGAAACCUUUACACUAUAAAGGCUGUCUGAUCCACCGGAUAGUGAAGGAUUUCAUGAUCCAAGGAGGAGACUUCACUGAAGGGAAUGGCAGAGGUGGAGAAUCCAUUUACGGCGGAUUCUUCGAAGAUGAGAGCUUUUCUGUGAAACACAAUAAAGAGUUCCUGCUGUCUAUGGCGAACCGAGGCAAAGACACCAACGGCUCACAGUUCUUCAUAACUACAAAGCCUACUCCUCAUCUGGAUGGAAUACAUGUGGUGUUUGGUCAGGUGAUCUCGGGCCAGGAGGUGAUCCGGACCAUCGAGAGUCAAAAGACGGACACUAACAGCCGGCCGUACGCCGAGGUCAAGGUGCUCAACUGCGGAGAGCUCAUCCCCAAGUCUAAAGCCAAGAAGGAGAAGAAGAAGAAAAAGCACUCAUCCAGCGAGAGCAGCGAUGACUCUUCGUCCUCCUCCGAGUCUUCUGACGAGUCCGAGGAGUCUGACAAGGAGGACAAGAAGCACAAGAAAAAACACAAGAAGGAGCAGAAGAAAAAGAAGAAGGAGCAGAAACACAAGAAGAAAAAGGAAAAGGGAUCAGACGAGGAAGAGGGAGAAGAAGCAAAAGAGGUGGAGGCUCAGCAGCCGGUUCCGUCUGUCCGCCCAGACGAAGUCCCACCCAUCCCAGAGAACCGCUUCCUGAUGAGGCGCAGUCCACAGCCUCAGCCUAAAGAGGAACAGGGGAAGGACAAACACAAGGAGAAUCCUGGAAAAGAGCGGCAGAGGGAGAGGGACAGAGAACGAGACCGUGAGAGGGACAGGGAGAGACCCGUGAUGAACUCACGACCCAAUCGACCACGUCUGGUAAUGACCCGAUCCGGCCGGAGAAUUAAAGGAAGAGGACCCAGGCGCUAUCGGACUCCGUCGCGCUCUCGCUCUCGGUCCUGGGAUCGUUUCCGGCGUAGCGAGACUCCUCCACAUUGGAGGUUGGAGAUGCAGAGGACCCAAAAAGCCAAACCCAAUUCACAGACCACGCAGGAGCGCUGGAUCAAAGGAGACAAAGGGGACGUCUCGCAGGAGAAGACGGACACCACCGAGCAGCCGGAAAGAGAGAAAGCAGACGCCGAGCAGCCGCGAGAGAGGAAGGACUCCGAGCGAGAAAGAAAAGGCACCAAGAGGAACAAAUCGAACAGCCCGGAUAAAGGACGAGAGAAGAAAAGCGGCAGACACCGUUCCAAGAGCCAGGAGAGGGACAAACGGAAAAAAACAGACGGCGAGGAGGAGAAACGAAAGGGGCGCAGUCGCAGCAAGAGCAAGGAGAAGAAAGAAGAGGAGGACCAGAAACGCAGCAAAAUAGACGACAAAAAGGGCCAACCGAGCAGCAAGGACAGGAAAGAUAAAGAGGCGAGAAAGGACCGAGAGGACAGCAAGAGCAAGGAACGGCCUAAGCAGCCCGAGAGAGACGCAAAGGACAAGCGGGACGAUUCCAAAAAGACUAAGAACGGAGAGACUCGACGUGAAAGAUCUAGGAGCCGAGAGAAGGAGCGUGACGCGAAGAGACGUUCCAGGUCUCGGUCGAGGUCCAGAUCGAGAGGACGUGGCAGACGAGACAGGUCACGCAAUAGAGGACAGGGCAAGAGGCGAAGCAGCAGCCGGGACAGGAAGUCACGUCGGUCUAAAAGCAGGGAUCAGCGAGACCGAGGCAGAGAGCAAGCACGAGACCGAGAGGACGGAGAGAAAAAGAAAAACGACGUAAAACCAGACGAAUCGAAAGGCAAAGAGAGCCGAGCGAGAGACCCAAGCUCCAAAGAGCGGCCCAGUCAGACACGGCGGAGCAGAGAAAGAAGCGCAAAGCGGAGACGUGCGAGAAGCAGCAGCUCAGACAGCGAGACGGACAAACGCAAAAAAAGAGGGAAAAGCCCGAGCCCCAAAAGCAGAGAGCGAGCAAAAGACGAAUCACGCAUCCCCAAGAAGGAUCACAAGAACGACAAAAAGGACUCGAGCUCCAGCGACAGUGACUGAACCCGACCAUGAACCUCCACGUCUUCUGAACACCCCGUCGAGUCAACAGCGCCACCUAUCACCACGCCGGUCCAAGAUGGACUUAUUUUUAUUUUUAUUUUCAUUCUCUCCUUCCCUUAAACUUGGAUUUAUUUUCUAUUUUAUCCCAAAUGUAGAAUAGAAGGUUUAAUUAUGGACAUCGUGUAACUAACAAGUAAUUUGCAAAUCGUAUCUUUUUUUUUUUUUUUUUAAACACUCGCUACGAGGAAAGACUUGAAUGCUUUAGUUGCCCGAAAACCAACCCAAAAGUGGCACAAUAGAUAAAAUAGAUAUAGAGAGAGUUGAUUGGCUAGUACAGGAAAUGGACACAAAGGAUGUAAAUUCCCAGCAAGAGGCCAAAGAGUGUGUGAGGCAGCACUAAUUAAAAGUAGAGGAAGUUCAGGACCAAUGAUUUAAAGCUCUAGUGUAGACUCUUUAGUCCUUAAAUCACAAGGAGAGUCUGGAUUGAGAGUAAAACUGAAUAUUAGAUACAAUAUCCGAGGCUCGUUCUUACACGCCGCUGUGAUGUUUUUGCGGGGUUUCCUCGUCUUGAUGUAAAAAAUUAUCGAAAUUGAAUUGUACCGCCGAGGUAGCUGGAGAGAUUUCGACAUCUUUGCUACGCCCGUUAUUUUUGUUUUUUCCCGGUAGGGGUUUCCCCUCCUGCUGCAUACCUGUAUAUCCUUUGCAUGCUGAAAACCCCAACCUGUUUGUAGUGCAGCGGGUGGUCUGAUUUAUCAGUAUGCGCGAUAAACAUUUCAAGCAUCGAGGUCGAUCACGUUGCUGUAAUUCACGUCCUCGUUUUUGUUGAACAAGAGAAGAAACACUGCCAGUUUGAACUUUGCUGAGGCUACGUGUCCAUUUUUCACAACUGCGAAUAGAAACCCAGGUCUCACCGUUUCGUCCGCCUCCGUCGCUCAGUUUUAACGCUCGUUUGUUUAAUAACGCGGUUCCACAGCGUAGCGGUGCCAUUCCAAGUUCAAGUGCAUGAGUGUGUAUUUAAAGAGAGGAUUUGAAUUACUUGUUGGUUUCAUUGUUCCAUUAAACUAAGGACGCAAAUAUGAGACUCAGAACUCACCCGGUUUCAUUCGGACGAUUGUGAAGAAGUAAAAAUAUAUCAUUUGGAUUUCUAUUGUUAUCUCGGCUCUGGUUCAUCUCUAAAUAGCUGAUCAUGUCCCAAAUGAAUCCAAAACGGUCCUUGCUGGUUGAAGGUGAGCGAUUUCAGCCCUCGUGGAUUUGAUUCGAGUGGUGUUUUUUAAUUUUUUUUUGUUGUUGUUCUGAUGUCCUAUUGUAUGUACACGAAGGCCAGCAGCCACGUCGGUAUUAUGCAGGUCGGACCGAAAUUGGAUUUUUUUUUUUUUCCUUUUCUUUGUGUUGGCUACAAAGCCAAGAGGGCGUGACGGGUUUUUCGAAGUAAACUGUCGCAGUCUUGUUUUUUUUUUUUUUUUUUUUUUUCCCCUUCAUUUUCUCCUUGCUGUUUCACAGGAGCUAUAUUUCAAAAGUCAUCUGAUGUUAGUUAGCAUAAAAGGAACGCUCCCCCCUCCCCCCACUCCGAGGUCCUACACUUUUCACGUUUCUGUUCUACUCAGUGUUUAGUGUGAGCCAGGAUGGGAAUUACCAUUUUUGGAGUUUUAUAUGGGGUUUUAUGUUUGUAAUAAUGUCCACAUACGAGUGUCGGUUCUGAUUGAAAAUUAAAACCCGAUUCUAAAAAUA